Messenger RNA from Alligator mississippiensis (American alligator), 6524 nucleotides. Its product is annotated as zinc finger protein 850. The record is from RefSeq and is a predicted model, not a curated record. NCBI's taxonomy places the organism in Eukaryota, Metazoa, Chordata, Crocodylia, Alligatoridae. Gene Ontology annotation, biological process: regulation of DNA-templated transcription. The transcript has 13 exons. The coding region runs from base 396 to 5633 and encodes 1745 amino acids.
UCCCCCAAUCAUUGCAGGGGAGAUUUGCAUAUGCAAACCGGACCCGAGCCGGCUGCUCCGCGGCUGGCACCUGGCGGGAGGAAGCGAGAGCUCGCCCCGCCCCGCCCCGCCCCGCCCCGGCCGCAAAGCACCCUGGGAAGAGCCAGGGGCUCCGCCCCUUCCAGGCGCGCUGAGCAGACAGCUGUCAGCGCCGAGCACGCGUGUGCGGACAGCGGCACUCGCCCCGCCGGUGCUGGGACCUGAGCAGAGCAGGUCAGCAGCCUCCAGAGGAAGGGCCUGUGAACCUGGAGCCGCAGAGACCCUCCCCAGGGAGACGGGGACAGAGCGGCUCCCUGACACCUGGGCCGGGCCAGCUGCAAGAGGGGCAGGGCAGGCCGGUGAAGCAGGGGCAGAGCAUGGAGCUCCAGGAGGUGUUUGAGGACGUGGCAGUGUAUUUCACACGGGAGGAGUGGGAGCUGCUGGAAGAGGAAGACAAGGGGCUUUAUCGGGACCAGAUGCUGAGGAACUACCAAGCCCUCAUUUCCCUGGGAUAUCGAGGCCCUACCCCUGACUUGAUCUGCUGCAUCCAGCGAGGACAGGUCGAGCUCUGGGUCUGUGGUGAUGAGGACCGUGGGGCAAUCUCGAGGUCGGAGGACGUGCUGCCAGGACAUGCCUGGUUGCUCAACAGAACCGAGGAGCAGGCUCCUGAGGAAGGGACUGAAAAGCUGAAGGCACCAUGGACUUCCCUGGGGAGUAUGGGUGAGGUGGAUUCCCUGAGCCCAGAGAAGGACGAAUGGCUCAAGGGUCAGGGGAUGCCCCAAAAUCCGGAGAAUGUAGCAGCGAAGCAGGUCCCAUCUCUAUUUGGGCAUUGGAGUGAAGAAGGGAAACAAGCCCGAAACAGCCUGAGGUGCAGGGAUGAAAAUGUCAUGCUAAGACACCAGAAGAGGCAGAAAGGAAAGGCCCACUGGAGAGAGACACUGCAUGCAAGGCAAGGCAGUGUGGGAGGCUUCAGAGGGAAGCAGCAGCCCACCACCAAGCGCAGGGGGAGAGCCCACUCCUGCCCUGAGUGCAGGAAAAGUUUUAGCUGCCCCUCGCGCCUGGCUCUGCACAAGAUAAAGCAUGCUGGCGAGAAGUCCCAUGUACGUGCCACGUGUGGGAAGAGCUUCACCUGCCUCUCUGUGCAGAGGAGGCAGCUGCCACACGGCUGCACAAGUUGUGGGAAGAGCUUCAGGCAGCCCUCCAGCCUGGCCAGGCACAGGUGCAUGCACACAAGGGAGAAGCGUCAUCCUUGCUCUGUGUGUGGGAAGAGCUUCAUCUCCUUGUCCAAACUGGCUCGACACCAGCUUACCCACACGGGGGAGAAGCCACAUAAGUGCUCUGAAUGUGGGAAGAGCUUUGCUCAGUCCUGCAACCUGAGCAAGCACCAGCGUAUCCACACAGGGGAGAAGCCAUAUCACUGUUCUGUGUGUGGGAAGAGUUUCACCUACUCCUCCGACCUGGCCCGGCAUCAACUGAUCCACGAGCAGGCAAAGCCACGUCAGUCCUCUGAGUGUGGGAAGCACUUCACCCAUUAUGGCAACCUGACCCAGCACCAGGGCAUCUGCACCGGGGAGAAGCCACAUCAGUGCUCUGUGUGUGGGAAGAAUUUCACCUGGUCCUCCGACCUGGUCCGGCAUCAGCUGAUCCACACAGGGGAAAAGCCACAUCAGUGCUCUGAGUGUGGGAAGAGCUUUGCCCAAUCCUCUUCCCUGAAUGUGCACCAGCGCAUCCACACUGGGGAGAAGCCACAUCACUGCUCUGUGUGUGGGAAGAGGUUCACCCAGUCCUGGAACCUGACCAAGCACCAGCGCAUCCACACAGGUGACAAUCCACAUCAGUGCUCUGUGUGUGGGAAGAGUUUCACCUCGUCCUACAGCCUGGUCCAGCAUCAGCUGAUCCACACGGGGGAGAAGCCACAUCACUGCUCUGUAUGUGGGAAGAGUUUCACCUACUCCGUCUACCUGGUCCGGCAUCAGCUGAUCCACACUGGGGAGAAGCCACAUCAGUGCUCUGAGUGUGGGAAGAGUUUCACCUGGUCCUCUGCCCUGGUCCGGCAUCAGCUGAUACACAAGGGGGAGAAGCCACAUCAGUGCUCUGAGUGUGGGAAGAGUUUCACCUGGUCCUCUGACCUGGUCCGGCAUCAGCUGAUACACAAGGGGGAGAAGCCACAUCAGUGCUCUGAGUGUGGGAAGAGCUUCACCCUUUCCUCCUCCUUGACCGUGCACCAGCGCAUCCACAAAGGGGAGAAGCCACUUCACUGCUCUGUGUGUGAGAAGCGCUUCAGUUAUUCCUCCGAGCUGGCCAAGCACAAGCGCAUCCACACAGGAGAGAAGCCAUAUCAGUGCUCUGAGUGUGGGAAGAGCUUCACCCAAUCCUCCGGCCUGGCCCAGCACCAACGCAUCCACACAGGGGAGAAGCCACAUCAGUGCUCUGAGUGUGGGAAGAGCUUCAGUUAUUCCUCCGAGCUGGCCAAGCACAAGCGCAUCCACACAGGAGAGAAGCCGUAUCAGUGCUCUGAGUGUGGGAAGAGCUUUAGUUAUUCCUCCCACCUGGCCCAGCACAAGCGCAUCCACACAGGGGAGAAGCCAUAUCAGUGCUCUGUGUGUGGGAAGAGCUUCGCGCGAUCCUCCCACCUAGCCCAGCACCAGCACAUCCACAAAGAAGAGAAGCCGCGUCAUUGCUCUUACUCCUGCACCCGGCCCCAGGGCCUCCACCAGCUGCACAUCCCACAAGUGGGAGUGCCCGUGCCUCUGAUCCCAGCAGACGUGCCAGAGCGAACUGAGGAGGAAAGUCUCCCCCGUGAGCACGCCUGGCACGAGUCCGCGACGGCAUUUCUACACUGCCUCGUGUCGUCCAGACCGGAGCCAGUCCAGCACCGAGAGCUGUGGGGGCAGGACGCGACGCAGGCCAUGCAGCCCCCUUGCGAGGCCGAGCUGCCCUCCGCGACCCCACAGCUGGCAGCGCGGGAUGAGCUCCCCACCCCAGAGCCCUGGCGCCAGCUCUUCCGUGGCCUGCGCUACCGGGAAGACGAGGGCCCAGGGAAGAUUUGCAGCCGCCUGCGGGAGCUGUGCCGGCGCUGGCUGGAGCCCCAGCACCGCAGCAAGGAGCAGAUGCUGGAGCUGGUGGUGCUGGAGGAGUUCCUGGCCAUCCUGCCCCCGGAGAUGCGGAGCUGGGUGUGCGGGUGCCGCGUGGAGACGUGUGCCCAGGCCGUGGCCCUGGCCGAGGGGUUUCAGCUGGGGCAGGCGGAGGACGAGAAGCUCCAGGUCACGGCGCGUGUGAAGGUCGAGGAGGGGUCGUCGGACCAGAUGCAGCCCCCGCGGGCCCUGCCGGAGCCUGGUGAUUCCUGGGGGCAGCAGCCAAAUGCCCAUGGUGAGGACAGGCUUCUGGAGGAGGCAGGAGAGCGGGAAACCCCAGGGCACGAGGAUGAACUGCCCCAUGUCCCCAAAGAGGAGCCCCUGCCCAACCCGGAGCCAGGUGCUGGGACCCUGAGCAGAGCGGAUCAGCAGCCUCCUGAGGAAGGGCCUGUGAACUUGGAGCUGCAGAGACCCUCCCCAGGGAGACGGGGACAAAGCGGCUCCCUGACGCCUGGACCGGGUCAGCUGCAGGAGGGGCAGGGCAGGCCGGCGAAGCAGGGGCAGAGCAUGGAGCUCCGGGAGGUGUUCGAGGACGUGGCAGUGCAUUUCACACGGGAGCAGUGGGAGCUGCUGGAAGAGGAAGACAAGGGGCUUUACCGGGACCAGAUGCUGAGGAACUACCAAGCCCUUGUUUUCCUGGGAUAUCGAGGCCCUGCCCCUGAACUGAUCUGCCGCAUCCAGGGAGGACAGGUCGAACUCUGGGUCUGUGGUGAUGAGGACCGUGGGGCAAUCUCGAGGUCGGAGGACUUGCUGCCAGGACAUGCCUGGUUGCUGAGCAGAACCGAGGAGCAGGGUCCUGAGGAAGGGCCUGGAAAGCUGGAGCCACCAUGGGCUUCCCUGGGGAGUAUGGGUGAGGAGGAUUCCCUGAGGCCAUCGAAGGACCAGUGGCACAAGGGUCAGGGGAUGCCCCCAAAGCAGGAGAAUGUAGCAGUGAAGGAGGUCCCAUCUCUAUUUGGGCAUUGGAGUGAAGAAGGGAAAGAAGCCCGAAACAGCCCAAGGUGCAGGGAUGAAUAUGUCUUGCUGAGACACCAGAAGAGGCAGAAAGGAAAGGCCCACUGGAGAGAGACACUGCAUGCAAACCAAGGCAGUAUGGGGGGUCUCAGAGGGAAGCAGGAGCCCACUACCAAGUGCAGGGGGAGAGACCACUCCUGCCCUGAGUGCAAGAAGAGUUUUAGCUGCCCCUCACUCUUGGCUCUGCACAAGAUAAAGCAUGCUGGGGAGAAGCCCCAUGUACGUGCCACGUGUGGGAAGAGCUUGACCAGCCUCUCUGUGCAGAGGAGGCAGCAGCCACACGGCUGCACAAGGUGUGGGAAGAGCUUGAGGCAGCCCUCCAGCCUGGCCAGGCACAGGUGCAUGCACAUACGGGAGAAGCGUCAUCCUUGCUCUGUGUGUGGGAAGAGCUUCAUCUCCUUGUCCAAACUGGCUCGACACCAGCUUAUCCACACACGGGACAAGCCACAUAAGUGCUCUGAAUGUGGGAUGAGCUUCGCCCAAUCCUGCAAUCUGAGCAAGCACCAGCGCAUCCACACAGGGGAGAAGCCACAUCACUGCUCUGUGUGUGGGAAGAGUUUCACCUACCCCUCCCACCUGGCCCGGCAUCAGCUGAUCCACGAGCGGGAGAAGCCACAUCAGUCCUCUGAGUGUGGGAAGCACUUCACCCAUUAUGCCAACUUGACCCAGCACCAGGGCACCUGCACCGGGGAGAAGCCACAUCAGUGCUCUGUUUGUGGGAAGAGUUUCACCUGGUCCUCCAACCUGGUCCGGCAUCAGCUGGUCCACACAGGGGAGAAGCCACAUCACUGCUCUGUGUGUGGGAAGAGCUUCACCCAAUCCUCCUCCCUGACCAAGCACCAGCGCAUGCACACUGGGGAGAAGCCACAUCGCUGUUCUGAGUGUGGGAAGAGCUUUGCCCAGUCCUCCUCCUUGACCAAGCACCAGCGCAUCCACACAGGGGAGAAGCCACAUCAGUGCUCUGUGUGUGGGAAGAGCUUCACCUGGUCUUCUGCCCUGGUCCGGCAUCAGCUGAUCCACACAGGGGAGAAUCCACAUCAGUGCUCUGUGUUUGGGAAGAGUUUCACCUCAUCCUACAGCCUGGUCCAGCAUCAGCUGAUCCACACGAGAGAGAAGCCACAUCAGUGCUCUGAAUGUGGGAAGAGUUUCAUCUGGUCCUCUGACCUGGCCCGGCAUCAGCUGAUGCACACGGGGGAGAAGCCACAUCAGUGCUCUGAGUGUGGGAAGAGUUUCACCUCGUCCUCGUCCUUGACCGUGCACCAGCGCAUCCACACCGGAGAGAAGCCGUAUCAGUGCUCUGAGUGUGGGAAGAGCUUUAGGUAUUCCUGCCACCUGGCUGAGCACAAGCGCAUCCACACAGGGGAGAAGCCGUAUCAGUGCUCUGUGUGUGGGAAGAGCUUUGCGCGAUCCUCCCACCUAGCCCAGCACCAGCGCAUCCACAAAGAAGAGAAGCCACGUCAUUGCUCUUAGCGUAGGGAGAGCUUCACCUACUCCUCCAGGUUGUGCCGAACACCAGUGCAUCUACACAGGGGAGAAGCUACAUGGGUGCCCUGAGUAUUGGAAAAGCUUCACCCAUCUCUCCCACCCCUCCUGGAAUCAGCACAUGCACACCCAGAAGCAUCCCUAGUUCUGCCAGCAGUGCAGGAAGGGCUUGGAGAUGUCUGCCUGCUCAGCACCCACCAGUGCUGCAUUCGGACAAGCACCCCCAUGCCGGUGGACUGCAGAAAGAUUUUGCUCAGGCUGUGCCCCUUGUAGGGAACAGUGGGAAUCCAGAGCCCAGAGGCUGGCCCGCAAGGAUUGAUUGUGGGGAGAGUCUAGGAAGAAACACCUCAGGUAGAAGUAAGCCCCCAUGCAGGGCAAGGAGAAGAGGAGGAAAUGAUCUUGCAUCAGCCUUGGAGCCUGUGCAUUCCCCAUCCUUCUCUAAAAGCAAAUAGUACUCGCAGGGAAAGAAGUAUCUUAACGGUAGGGUGCCCUCCCCAAGACAGCUGGCGUGAAAUGACACCCAGGGACUUUUGUUGGCUGCCUUCCAGCUUUCUCCUUCCUCCUGGUCCAGGGCUUCUGGCAUAUGAGCCCCUGAGUUGCAGGGAGGAGUGCAUUUUUGGCUGGGCAGAAUUCCCUACCCUCCUCCCUGACCUCGCCUUUCCUCACCCCACAUCACCCCUCUCCCAGACCUGCGCAUGCCCAGUGGGGUCUGCCAGGAGCUGCUACUGCCACCCCCUGAGGUGUUUGUUAGACCCCGACUCUAUGUGAUGCCCAAAACUAGGGAGGCAAUGGAUCGAUGCACAAGUUGCUUGUCAACUGCUUUAUUCCAAGUGGAGACAGCUUCGGGCCAGCUUCAAUAAACAGGGGAGCUGCAGUGAA